Prunus armeniaca (apricot) is the source of this 702-nucleotide messenger RNA. NCBI's taxonomy places the organism in Eukaryota, Viridiplantae, Streptophyta, Magnoliopsida, Rosales, Rosaceae. The record is from the annotation of a GenBank genome assembly.
AUGUCGGGCCCACUACCCGACCUGUCGAAACGUGCUUCUCGACCAAGUCCAGGGCAGAGACCAUCAGUUGAUCAACAGAAAAAAAGGUCCAAGCAUGUUCCAAAUGCUGGGUUGAGUUUAGAUCCUACAGAUGCGCUCAUUCCAGGUUCAUCUUUCGACCAAUCCCAUCAUGAUGCGCUCCGUCGAGUUGGUUUGGCCACCUUUGCUCCACUUGUGGCUGUUAAAGAUAUUGACCUUGUCAAUGAACCCAUCAUUCUUGUUGAUGAUGAGAUAUGGAGACCCAAGUUUCAGAGGUCAGAUGGGAAACGUCUUAUGACGAAUAAAGAACUCUUGCAUGAUCCUGAAGCAUUCGACGUCGUUUUAGGUGGUCUCCUUCAUCCACAAGACAUUAAGGAAUGGAUAGAUUUGGAUGAUCGUGACUUUGCACUCCAACAGACUCACCACUUAAUCUUGGACGUGUUGAAAAGGAGAAGAAAGAUCAGUACGAUGCAUAUUGCACUCAAAUUUUCAAGGAGUCUGCCAAACAAUUUUGGAGAGAUAGGACUUGGUAUCGCAGACUACGAGUUCAUAUUCGGGGUGAUCCCCACAAACAUUCCUCUUCUCGGAUCUGCAGAGUAUCACGUGCCUCCUAACUCUAGUGAUACUGCGCCUUCCACCGUGAGCCAUGACAUUUCUAUUCUCAACUACAAGAUCGAGGAGUAG